Plasmodium vinckei vinckei is the source of this 1185-nucleotide messenger RNA. RefSeq names its product enoyl-acyl carrier reductase, putative. The record is from RefSeq and is a predicted model, not a curated record. The coding region runs from base 1 to 1185 and encodes 394 amino acids. Lineage: Eukaryota; Apicomplexa; Aconoidasida; Haemosporida; Plasmodiidae. Gene Ontology annotation, biological process: fatty acid biosynthetic process. Gene Ontology annotation, molecular function: enoyl-[acyl-carrier-protein] reductase (NADH) activity. The transcript has a single exon.
AUGUAUAAAAAGGUAGCAGCUUUCUUAACUAUCUUAAUAUUUAACUCUUUGAAGAUAACAUGUUUCACUAAUAAUGGAUAUGAGAAAAAAACAAUUCCUUCCUUACGAAUGAAUAAUCAAAAUUAUUGGAAAAAUAAAGUUUUAAGAAAAAUAAAAAAUGAAAACAAUUUAAGAAUAAACGUUGAAAAUGAUCAAAGUGAUAAAAUCGAGGGUAUACAAAAUAUGAAUGAUAGUGAAAUUUGUUUUAUUGCGGGUGUAGGAGAUUCAAAUGGGUAUGGAUGGGGUAUAGCUAAAGAGCUUAGUAAAAGAAAUGUAAAAGUGAUUUUUGGAGUAUGGCCACCUGUUUAUAAUAUAUUUAUAAAAAAUUUAGAGUCUGGAAAAUUCGAUAAAGAUAUGAUAAUGGAUAAUGACAAUUCUAAACGAAUGGAAAUACUCGAUGUUUUGCCAUUUGAUGCUGCAUUUGAUAAUUAUGAUGAUAUAGAUGAAGAUACAAAAAAUAAUAAGAGAUAUAAUAAUUUAAAAAAUUAUAGUAUUGAAGAAACAGCUAAUUUAGUUUAUAAUAAAUAUGGAAAAAUAUCGAUGCUUGUUCAUUCAUUAGCUAAUGGAAGGGAAGUACAAAAAAAUUUGUUAGACACAAGUAGAGAUGGAUAUUUAGAUGCUAUCAGUAAAAGUUCUUAUUCUCUAAUAUCUUUAUGUAAACAUUUUUGUAAAUUUAUGAAACCUGGAGGAAGUAUUGUUUCAUUGACAUAUCUAGCUAGCCAAAAAGUUGUACCGGGAUAUGGUGGUGGUAUGUCAAGUGCUAAAGCUGCAUUAGAAUCGGACACAAGAGUUUUAGCUUAUCAUUUAGGUAGAAAAUAUAAUAUAAGAAUUAAUACUAUUAGUGCCGGACCACUUAAAUCUAGAGCAGCUACUGCUAUCAACAAAUUUAAUAAUAAUCAAAAAAAUAAUAUAAAUAGUUCAGAUCAAAAUGAUAAACAAAAUUAUUCAUUUAUUGAUUAUGCAAUUGAUUAUUCAGAAAAAUAUGCACCGUUAAGAAAAAAAUUAUUAUCUACUGAUGUUGGAUCUGUUGCUUCAUUUCUUUUAUCAAAGGACAGUAGUGCAGUUACUGGUCAAACAAUAUAUGUGGAUAACGGGCUGAAUAUUAUGUUCGGCCCUGAUGAUUUAUUUCAAGCUAUAGACCCAUAG